Molecule: messenger RNA, 589 nt
Organism: Dentiscutata heterogama
Lineage: Eukaryota; Fungi; Glomeromycota; Glomeromycetes; Diversisporales; Gigasporaceae
Source: the annotation of a GenBank genome assembly
AUGCCACUAGCUAAAUGUAAAUCCCGAAAAAAAUCCAUUCCGACGAUUAUCGACGUUGUUCGUCCUUCCUUACCUACCAUCACAAAUAAUAUAUUGCCUAAUCAUAUUUUAGGCGCAACAGGAAAUCUAGGAACUCAAGUUGUAUGUCAGGCGCUAGAAGCGUCUUAUUAUGUGACAAUUCUAGUUCGAAAUGAGAAAAGGCUCCAGUUUAAGCGACACCAUUUAAGGAAUCCAAAUUUAGUAGUCUUAGUCGGUUCCGUGCUCUCUCGCGAUGAUUUAAAUCGUGCAAUUCGGGAUCAAGAUGCCGUCAUAAACUGUCUUGGUUCUCGAAUGAUGCUGGCUAGUGAUAUUAAAAUAUGCUCUAAGUCUCAAAGAGUCAUCAAUCAAAGCAUGAUGGAGAAUAAAGUUCGUAGAUUGAUUGUCGUUGGUUGUGCUGAAAAUCAAAAAGUUUCUAGAUUUCAAAAGUUUUUUAGCUGGUUUACUACUAAAGGGAAAGUAUUGGCUGACAAAAAGACUCAAGAGUCAAUCGUUAAACAAGAUACGGAAUUUAUUGAUUGGACAAUAGUUAGGCCUGGAAAAUUAUAUGACG